Lichtheimia ornata is the source of this 525-nucleotide messenger RNA. RefSeq lists its product as uncharacterized. The record is from RefSeq and is a predicted model, not a curated record. NCBI's taxonomy places the organism in Eukaryota, Fungi, Mucoromycota, Mucoromycetes, Mucorales, Lichtheimiaceae. The transcript has a single exon. Bases 1 to 525 code for a protein of 174 amino acids.
AUGGCCAAAUCGAUUUCUCUGUUUUAUUUGGUAGCUGGAGCUUUGCAGAUCAUGGGUGCUGCUUCGACUACCAUUACAACACCAUAUCCAGCGUCUCUUACUGUUGACGAUGAUGAUCUCAAGGCAAAUUCAUUGGCAAACAUCUACCUUGAUUAUGGCAACCGAGACAUCCAAGGCACCUUGACACUUACCUUUGGGGACUGUGUGGAUGAUUUAGAUACACCAUACACCACGUUCAUAGGAUCCACUGAUAUAUCCGACAAGUUUAAGCCCACCAAAUUCGUAUGGGCCACUCCUGGGUAUACCAAAUCAGGUUGCAUUUUUGCCAUCGACGAUGAGGGCAAAGUCUUUGCCAAGAGUGAAAGAUACACUAUAUCAUCCAAAAUGAGCAAACGUGGCCUUCCUGAGUUUGAUAAUAUGCAUUUUGAUGCAGUCAAUUUUCACAAGACCCAAACAUCAAAUCAUGGCAAUAUGAUUGCUGCAAGUGACAAAUCAGAGAGUAAGUACUACUACUUGUAUGCAUGA